ACAGCACCGAUCCAUCUUACCGCAGUGCACUUCGUUAAUCCUUCUUCCACUAUGGGAAAACUUAUGGGUCUGCUGAAUCUCUUCAUUAAAAAGGAGCUGAGGCAAUUUCUAAUGGUUCACUCAAGUAUGGAUAGCUUGUACAAGCACAUACCUCACCCUGUAUUGCCCAGGGAUUAUGGAGGUGAUGAUUUAUCUAUUGCCGAACUGGCAGCAAAUGUCUAUGAGAAAGUUCACAAAUAUCGCCUAGAUAUCAUUGACUACAACAACAGUAGGCGUGUUAAUGAAAAAUUACGUCCAAAACCCGAGGCCAAUGGCUUUAUGCGCAUGUGGCAAAGUGUUUGGCAAUCAAAGUGAUGUUAUGUGAAUAAUUUAAGUUACAUUUAAAAAAGUUUAUGUAGGAGAUCUGAUAUACGAAUAUAA
This is a messenger RNA of Stomoxys calcitrans (stable fly), 420 nucleotides long. RefSeq lists its product as uncharacterized. The transcript is spliced from 2 exons. The record is from RefSeq and is a predicted model, not a curated record. Bases 52 to 354 code for a protein of 100 amino acids. NCBI's taxonomy places the organism in Eukaryota, Metazoa, Arthropoda, Insecta, Diptera, Muscidae.